Molecule: messenger RNA, 993 nt
Organism: Clarias gariepinus (North African catfish)
Lineage: Eukaryota; Metazoa; Chordata; Actinopteri; Siluriformes; Clariidae
Product: trace amine-associated receptor 13c-like
Exons: 1
Coding region: 1-993 (330 amino acids)
Biological process (GO): G protein-coupled receptor signaling pathway
Cellular component (GO): membrane
Molecular function (GO): trace-amine receptor activity
Source: RefSeq, a predicted model, not a curated record
AUGAACCUGACAGAGUUUAACCAGUCUGAUCUCUGUGUGCAUUUUUCCUGUCCAAAGAGAUCUGUAUUUCCUGCAUUUCAUGUCUUACUGUAUGUGUGUUCAGCUGCUGUGGUUCUGCUAACAGUGUGUGGAAAUCUGCUUAUCAUAAUUUCUGUUUUUCACUUCAAACAGCUUCACACACCAAGUAACAUGCUGGUGCUAUCUCUGGCUGUGUCAGAUUUCCUCGUUGGCGCUUUUCUAAUGCCUCCAAUGUUUAGCUGGACAAUCGAGUCAUGCUGGAUAUUUGGAACUCUUUUCUGCACAAUAUUUUGGUUAAUUGAUGGUUUCCUUACAAUCUUAUCCAUUUAUAACAUUGCUCUGAUUGCUGUGGAUCGGUAUUUGGCUCUCUCAAACCCAUUCCUUUACACAAACACAGUCAGUAGGAUUAAUAUGUGCAUUGUGAUUAAUUCUAACUUGAUUGUGUGUGUGGUGUAUAACACAGUAUUUUAUUAUUUCAAUGGAACGUUCAAAAGUUCUGCAAUGUGUCCCGGAGAGUGUUCUUUCUUUCUGAAUGAAGGCUGGUCUGUAAUUGAUCUUACGUAUGCAUUUAUAUUUCCACUUUCUGUCAUAAUAACAUUGUAUACUCAAGUUUUUGUCAUUGCUAAGAAACAUGCCACUGCUAUCCGAGAACUUAAUAAUAAUACACGGUCUAAAACACAGAAAAUCACCUCACACUCAAUGAAAUCUGAGAGAAAAGCAGCCAAAGUUCUUGGAAUCUUAGUCUCUGUGUUUCUGUUGUGUUUAUUUCCGUAUUUUAUUUUCAGUUUAUUAGGAGAUAAUAUUGAAGUACAGACAGAAACUACUCAAAAAGUGUUAAUUAUAUUGUACCUUAAUUCGAUGAUUAACCCAAUUAUUUAUGCUCUGUUUUACCCAUGGUUUAGGAGGUGCUUUAAAUUAAUUUUAACUCUGCGAAUAUUACAAUCUGACUCUGAAUUAAUCAAUGUUCUUUUAUAA